AUGCCCGUGCCUGAGUCUCCGACCCUCGGGUCUACAAAAGCCAAGCUCGGGAUUCCUGUGCCUAUGCCUGCGCCUGUGCCUAGAUCCCCCGCACUCGAGCUCGAGUCCAUUGAGGCUGGGCCCAAGUCCUUGGAGCCUACUUUUACUUUUCCAGGUGCUUCAAUUUCCAAGACUACCACCAAUGACAGCUCUGCCCAAUCAUCUCCGAAAAUCGAGUUCCCAGUCGAGUGCGCGAAUGCAACCGUGAAGCAAACAUGCCCCUUGGAUUAUCCCUUGAAACACGAGACUAAGAACAUACAAGCCGAGGUAUGUCCCGAGUACUUCCGGUGGAUCCAUGAGGAUCUCCAGCCUUGGAAGGCCACAGGAAUCACGAGGGAGAUGUUGGAGAGCAUCAAGAGUACUGCACAUUUUAGGAUAGUGGUUCACAAGGGGAAAGUCUAUCUGGACAAGUUCAGGCCUGCAUACCAAACGAGAGAAGAGUUCACAUUCUGGGGGAUAGUGCAGCUCCUGAGGUUGUAUCCCGGCAAGUUGCCAGAUUUGGAAUUGAUGUUCCAAUGCGAAGACCAACCGGCAAUCAAGAAGAACGAUUACAAGGGCUCGAAAGCCACCAAGAUUCCACCACUAUUUCAUUAUUGUGGACACCACACGGCGUUCGACAUUCCGUUCCCUGAUUGGUCCUUCUGGGGUUGGCCUGAAGUGAACGUAAAGCCAUGGGAAAGCACAUUAUCAGCCGUAAAAGAGAAGGCAGAGAUGAUCCCAUGGAAGGAUAGAGAGCCCUAUGCUUAUUGGAAAGGCAACCCUACUACGUCUCGAAGCAGGGGUGAGCUCCUCAAGUGCAAUGACAGCAAAAAAAUCGAUUGGAAAGCUCGCUUGUAUGACCAGGAUUGGGGUCACGAAAUGGCCGAAGGAUUUAAGCAUUCAAAUCUAGAAGAUCAAUGCACUCAUAGGUAUAAUAUCUACAUUGAAGGAAUCGCUUGGUCGGUCAGUCAGAAGUACGUUCUGGCAUGCGACGCCAUGACUUUGCUGGUAACGCCGGAGUACUAUGAUAUCUUCUCAAGAGGACUGAUCCCCAUGGACCAUUACUGGCCCAUUAGGCCCCACAAGAAGUGUAGAGAUAUCAAGUUUGCGGUGGAAUGGGGAAACGAACACCCUACGCAGGCACAGAGCAUCGGAGAGAACGGAAGCAGAUUUGUCGCCGAGAGCGUGAAAAUGAAGUACGUAUACGACUACAUGUUCCACUUACUCAGCGAGUACUCGAAGCUUCUGAAGUUCAAGACGAAGGUGCCUCCGGGGGCAGUCGAGUUGUGUUCCGAAGUGAUGGCGUGCCCGUUCGGUGGCUCGAUCAGGAAGUUCAUGGACGAGUCCAUGGUGAUGUCCCCUAGCGAUGCACUUCCAUGCUCAUUGCCACCUCCUUAUGAACCUCUUGAACUCAAAGCGCUCCUCAAAAGAAAAGAGAAUGUGACUAGACAAGUGGAGAUGGAGGAGGCCCAACACUGGAAAGAUUUCGAGAAACGCUCAUCCUAUUGGUGGUCUUGGAUAUAUCAUCUUUGUUGUAGCUAGCAAUAUCACCCAGAU
Syzygium oleosum is the source of this 1575-nucleotide messenger RNA. RefSeq lists its product as uncharacterized. The transcript is spliced from 5 exons. NCBI's taxonomy places the organism in Eukaryota, Viridiplantae, Streptophyta, Magnoliopsida, Myrtales, Myrtaceae. Bases 1 to 1560 code for a protein of 519 amino acids. The record is from RefSeq and is a predicted model, not a curated record.